AUGUUAGCGCUGCCAUUGGCUGUUACGGACAGUGUCUUUUUCGUUCCUGUUCGAGUUGGAGUUCGAGAAGACUCGUAUGCGUGCAUUUGUGUCAUGGCAGCGUCCAGAGAAGUACGACCCGCGGCCUUCGAGGGGCUGAUGGCUGGCGGAGGCAACGGUGAUGCACCUCAACGGGUGCGGGGGCGAGCCCGCGCCCAGAUGUUGGUCCAGCGGCUGCACACACGGCCCGAACACAUCGUUAGUAAGAAAGGCUAUUCAGGUUCCCAAAUAACACUUCAAGCCAAUUAUUUCAAGCUAGACAUGCCCAAAGACUGGGAGCUUUUGCAAUACCGCGUAGACUUCAACCCUGAGCAAGAUCUAACAUCGAUUCGCAAGUAUCUCUUGCGAACCCUUCGUCCUGAAUUGGGUGCUUUCUUAUUUGAUGGCACAGUCCUUUUUACAACAAAUCGUCUCACAAAUGAUGUGAAAGAAGUGCGGGAAAUGAUGACACAGCGCCAAGAUGGAGAGAAUGUGCGUGUGUCUCUGCGUCUUGUGGGAAUGAUGGCAGCUGGUGAUUAUCAGUAUCUGCAGUUUUUUAACAUUCUUUUGCGGCAAUGUAUGCGGCAUUUGCAUCUUCAGUUAGUGGGCAGGAAUUUUUAUGAUGCUAAAGCUAAGAUUGUUGUGCCUGAAUUUCAUAUGGAACUGUGGCCUGGAUACAUCACUUCUAUUCGUCAACAUGAAUCUAGCAUAUUAUUGUGUGCUGACACUAGUUUGAAGUUAAUGCGGAAGGAUACUGCUCUUAGUCUUUUAGAAGACUUCCACAGCAAAGAUCUUAGAAAUUACAAGCAUUUGUUUAGUGCUGCAGUGAUUGGAGCUGUGGUGCUUACUGAUUACAAUAAUCGCACUUACAGAGUUCAUGAUGUUGCUUAUGAUAUGUCUCCAGAACACACAUUUGAUAUGAAAUCUGGAGAAAAAGUUAGUUUCAAGGAUUAUUACAGAAAGAGAUAUAACUUGAAUAUUAUAUGUGGAACACAACCCAUGCUGAUAACUCGCCCAGCAGCUCGUGAACGGCGUGCUGGGGCUGCUGACAUCAUCUGUUUAGUUCCAGAAUUGUGUAGACUAACAGGUCUUACAGAAGCCAUGCGCCAAGAUUUCAAACUUAUGCGUACACUAGCUACUUAUUCACGAGCUAGUCCUGAUGCACGCAUGAAGCAAAUUGUGAAUUAUGCUAAACGAUUGAACUCAGAGCCAGAAGUACAGAAGGAGCUGGAUAAAUGGGGACUGGGCUUAAAACCAGAACUUGUCACUCUUAAUGGUCGAAUUUUAUCGUAUGAGAAAAUUGUACAAGAGAAUGGCAAAUAUGAACCCAGUCAACUUGUUGAUUGGACACGAGACAUGAGGAGUCGCACUCUCUUAGUGGUGCCUCGUCUGAAUUGUUGGGCAAUCAUUUUUCAAGCCAAAGCCAGGAGAGAUGUUGAACCAUUCAUUAAAUCUCUAAUUACAGCCUCUAGAGGCAUGGGCUGGAAUCUACCUGAACCAGAACUUGUUGGGCUUCCGGAUGAUAGAAGUGGAACAUAUGUGCAGUCCAUUGAAACUUCAAUCCAGAAAGUAAACCCAGAUCUUUUAAUGCUCAUUGUUCCUAACAACAACAGUGCUCGAUACAGUAGCAUUAAAAAGAAAUGUUGCUUGGAUCGAGGUGUUCCAUCACAAGUGGUUGUUAAUCGAAGUGUAACAGGGAAAGGUGUUAUGAGUGUGGCAACAAAAAUUGCUGUACAAAUUUGCUGUAAGUUGGGAGGUGCACCUUGGAGUGUAGAGAUUCCAUUGACAGGGCUAAUGGUGGUUGGUUUCGAUGUAAGUCCUGAUACAGCAAAGAAAGGACAAAAUUUUGGAGCUCUUGUAGCAUCUGUAGAUCCAGCUUGCACACGAUAUUUCAGCACUGUAAAUGCAUGUGCUUCUGGUGAGGAACUCUCAAAUCAUUUGGCCAUCAGCAUGAUCAAAGCCCUUCAUAAAUAUCGAGAACACAAUAAUGGGCAACUUCCCAAUCGAAUUGUGAUCUAUCGAGAUGGAGUGGGGGAAGGAAUGCUUCCGUAUGUGUGGGAGAUUGAGGUGCAAGGAGUUAGACGUCGACUUGAAGAGAUUUUUAACAAAUCAGGAACUGCUCUUCAUAUGGCUUUUAUUGUGGUGACUAAGCGCAUCAACACUCGUCUCUUUAUGAAGGGAGACAAUCCAGCUCCAGGUACUAUUGUUGAUGAUGUCGUAACUCUCCCUGAAAGAUACGACUUCUUUUUGGUUAGUCAGUCUGUUCGACAAGGAACAGUGGGACCUACGAGCUAUCAUGUUCUUUAUGACAAUUUGGGGUUGGAUCCAGAUAAAUUACAGCGCCUUACUUACAAAAUGACUCAUCUUUAUUACAACUGGAGUGGGACAGUGAGAGUUCCAGCUGCUUGCCAAUAUGCUCACAAGUUAGCUGUGCUGACUGCUCAAGCUGUGCACCAGCCAUCUCACAAACAUCUUGAAGAUGUUCUUUUUUUCCUAUAAUGAAAUUUCAUUCACUGUAAUUUUACAGUGAAUCAUAUUAUUAUAUGAAGAGUAUUAUAUUAUAGUAACUCUUUUUAAAGCAGUAUCUUUAUAAAUUAUAUAUUUGUUGACUUCAUAUAAAAAAGUCUUAAGAUUCUUUUUUAAGCAUACUACUUGGAUUUUUGGUAGGUACUCUAUUGUUCAAGUGUUUUUGGUUUUAGAUUUGAUGUUGAAAGUAAUUAGAUCAUGUUUGUACUUUUUUAUGGUGUUAUGUAAUCUUGUUAAUACAAUUUGUAAAUUGUUGGUAUAAAGAUUGAACACCUACGUUUUGUGAUGAUAUGAUCUUUUCCUGCCAAUGUGUAAACAUUGUAGAUGCAUUUCUUCCUAACUGCAGACUGAUUUAUUGAGACUUUCUUAUUCUUCAAUGACAGAACUGUCUCUGUUGCUUUCUUGUGCUUAAUCAGCAUCACUUUUCAGUCAUCAGUUUUGACUUGUUUACUAGGUGUGAUUCUUUUAACUUUUAAGAAUUUGACAUCAAUUUAAGAAUUGCUAGAGUUUGUUUUUAUUUUGACUUAGUUGUAUAUGUAUUCUUUGAAAUAAACUAAUGCAUUUCAUUUACACCAAAUUUAUUAUUAUUAUUAAUUAUAUAUAUAUUUUUCAGUAAAGCAGAGUGAGAAGUGCUAUAGUUUGUUAUUAUUUUCACUUAAUUUUACUUGUAUUUUAACAAAUAAACUAAUACUUUUUACUUUCA
Messenger RNA from Gryllus bimaculatus (two-spotted cricket), 3247 nucleotides. Lineage: Eukaryota; Metazoa; Arthropoda; Insecta; Orthoptera; Gryllidae. The record is from the annotation of a GenBank genome assembly.